GCAUACGCCCAGCGGAUGCACGCGUACGUAUGUAUAUAUAUAUAACUGUUCUUGCAUUUUUUUAGUGUUAAACAACAUAAACGCCCGUAUAGAAAAGUAAGCGGAAAGGAACACGAAGAUUAUGUUUCGAUAUAACGGAAAAUGUGGCUGUAAAGGACAGAAGGGGGAUGACGUGUCGCAUGAUACAUUCAUCUAACCACAAUCAGCUUCUGGCCAAGGAAGUGUAUUCUGUCGCAAAAUAGCCAACGAUUAAUAGAAAUUUCUGAUGUUGCAAUGUGACAUGCAGUGAACGUUAAUAAAGUGUUAUUGGGAACGAGUGUCGGUGAUUAAUCGAAUAAUGUCUUAGAAUUCUUUACGAUAUCUUUAAAUAAUUUUUAAACACCUAACUACGAAUCUCCGCGAGUCUCUUUGUACAUACAAACAUUGAUAUCUGUACAUAAAUACCUUAGAUUUGAUUUUCUAACGACGACGACGAAUUAAACUAAGCCGUAACUAAAAAAAACUAAAUAGAAUAUACACGAAGAUUAUCUAAUAACAGACGUAAAUAAUGUUAAAAAAAAUUUUCUUCUAAAAUAAAUAUAAAAUAAUUUACCAUUAAUCGAUUUUAAUUCAAAUGUAAUCGAGAUGACUUUCCAAAUAAAGUUGAGACAAAGUGUAUCAAUCGCUGCAAUUUUUGUGUUUUUAGAUACGAUAAUACCGAUAACGGCAGACGGUAUUUCAUGCUUCAAAUGUCUUGUGUCGCCAUCGGUACACGAAGAAAAUAAUUUGCUAUGUUCGCAAUUUGAUGGUAGUCAACGAUUUCAAGUGUACUGUCCUUCGUCGACACUUUGCAGGAAAAAAACUAUUUACCACAAAUUCAAAACGUCUAUAAUCAUGGCUGUAGAAAGAGAUUGUGCACCUCAAAAGAGUACACUUCCCGUCUAUAGCAAAGUAGAGAAGAAAUGGCAAAACAAAGAAGAAAUUCACAAAACGGCUUAUGAAGAAGAUUGUUUUAUCGGCGAAGACCGAGGUGCUCCGGGAGGUCCACCAGAAUAUUGCUUUUGUAGUUUUCAUUUAUGCAAUUCGUCAAAAUCAAUUAAAACGACGAACAUGUAUCACAUUUUUCUAUUAAUAGCUACGUUGAUAUUCGUAACACUGAUAUAAAAUUUGUACUCUAAGUAAUUUUAGUCUUAUAAGGAUAUUUUUAUAAAAUACUUUUCUUUCUAGUUAUGCAUAGAAUAUAAAUGGUAAGCAAAGCAUUGUAAAAUUAAAUUGUCAAAAUUUAAAAGGAUAAUAAACAUGUGAUAUAAAAAUAUUUAAAUAAAUAAACUGAAAUAGUACUCAAACAUACCAGAACAUUUACAAAUUGUAAAAAAAAUUGAAAAAAUUUCGAGUAUCUAACGUUCACGUUCGUGACGAGAAAAAGUAUUUAAGUCUGAUCUGUUAAAAGGCGGAAAGCAAUAAAAUCAGAUCACCAAAAUAUAAUUGUCGAUAUAAAUAUUAAUACGCGUGUUAUGUCACAUU
This is a messenger RNA of Colletes gigas, 1503 nucleotides long. RefSeq lists its product as uncharacterized. The coding region runs from base 625 to 1143 and encodes 172 amino acids. The record is from RefSeq and is a predicted model, not a curated record. The transcript has 4 exons. NCBI's taxonomy places the organism in Eukaryota, Metazoa, Arthropoda, Insecta, Hymenoptera, Colletidae.